Messenger RNA from Scheffersomyces coipomensis, 2564 nucleotides. Its product is annotated as divalent metal ion transporter. The record is from RefSeq and is a predicted model, not a curated record. Gene Ontology annotation, molecular function: manganese ion transmembrane transporter activity; cadmium ion transmembrane transporter activity. NCBI's taxonomy places the organism in Eukaryota, Fungi, Ascomycota, Pichiomycetes, Serinales, Debaryomycetaceae. Gene Ontology annotation, cellular component: plasma membrane. The coding region runs from base 124 to 2424 and encodes 766 amino acids. The transcript has a single exon. Gene Ontology annotation, biological process: iron ion transport; intracellular manganese ion homeostasis.
UACUAAAUCAAUCAACUAUUCAAAAACAACAACAUUAAUCAACUUAAUAUAACAUAUAUACAAUCUUCCUUUUAUCCUUUUACAUCCAUAUAUAUAUCCCUUCAUAUAUCAUAAUCAUCAAUCAUGACAUCCUUGCGAAAUAGAAGUAAUAGCAUAGCGUCUAUCACUUCAAUCACUCCUCCUUCAUUCCUAACCUCAUUAUAUAAUAAAUCUCAUCUUAAAUCAUUAUCAAAAAUACUAAAGAAAUAUGCUAAUUUCAUAGGUCCUGGUCUUAUGGUUUCAGUAGCAUAUAUGGAUCCAGGUAAUUAUUCAACCGCAGUAGCAGCUGGUUCUGCUUAUCAAUAUAAAUUAUUAUUCCUGAUUCUUUUAUCAAAUUGUUUAGCUAUAUUCUUACAAAUUUUAGCCGCAAAAUUAGGCGCAGUAACUGGUUUAGAUUUAGCCCAAAAUUGUCGAGUUAAUUUAUCAUUUAAAACAAAUAUCUUUAUGUAUAUAUUAGCUGAAUUAGCUAUUAUUGCAACGGAUUUAGCUGAAGUAGUUGGAACUGCUAUAGCUCUUAAUAUUUUAUUUAAAUUACCUUUAUUCUUAGGUGUUAUAGUAACUGUCAUAGAUGUAUUAGUGGUUUUAAUGGCUUAUAGACCAAAAGGUCCAUUAUUAUUCAUUAGAAUAUUUGAAUCAUUUGUAUCAAUAUUAGUAUUUGCUACGGUUAUAUGUUUUGGUAUUGAAUUAUAUCAAGUUAGUCAAGAUCCAACUAUAAAUUUUAAUAUUGGAGAAGUUUUUAAAGGGUUUUUACCCAAUGAAAGUGUUAUAGAUUCUUCAGAUAGAAAAGGUGGUAAUGGAUUAUUUUUAAGUUUAGCCAUUUUAGGUGCAACAGUUAUGCCACAUUCUUUAUAUCUUGGUUCAGGUUUAGUUCAAGCAAGAUUAAAAGAUUUUGAUAUUAAAAAUGGUCAUUAUAAACCUUUAUCAAAGAAAACUCAAUCAUCUACACAAGUUGAAUCAAAUUCAAAUUUACCUUUUCAACCCGAAUUAGAUGUUAGUGUUAGUAAUAUUAGUCAUGAAUCUGAUAAUAAUAAUAAUUUAACUCCAUUAGCAACUCCAUAUAAUGAUUUAUCAAAUGAUCCAUUUAAUGAAGUGGAACAAAGAGGUACUAAAAUGGGUAAUGGUUCAAGUUUAAGUAGAGUUAAUUCUCAUUUUGAUAAAGAUGAUGAUUCAACUUUAAAAAUUGAUGAUGAUACUAUUAUUGAUAAAAAAGAUGGUGAUGAUUAUUAUUUCUUUAAUGGUGAUGGAGGAUUAAUUAAUAAUGAUAUUGAUGAUGAUGAUCAAGAUGAUAAAUAUCGUCCUUCAAUUCAUGCCAUUAAUGAUACUAUGAGUUAUACUAUUGUUGAAUUGGUUAUUUCAUUAUUCACAGUUGCAUUAUUUGUUAAUGCCGCUAUUUUAAUUGUGGCAGGUGCUACUCUUAAUAAUGGUAGUAGUGGUAAUGAUGAUCAUGAUAAAUUCAUGUUUUUUAAACGUGAUGAUGAUGAUGAUGAUGAUCAUAAUUCUGAUUAUGAUUCUGAUAAUGAUAAUGGAACUUUUGAAAAUGCUGAUUUAUUCACCAUUUAUAAUUUAUUAACCAAACAUCUUUCACCAACGGCAGGUUUUGUUUUCGCUCUUGCUUUAUUAUGUUCAGGUCAAAGUGCAGGUGUUGUUUGUACAUUAGCUGGACAAAUGGUUUCAGAAGGAUUUUUAUCAUGGAGUUUACCCCCUGUUACAAGAAGAUUAAUUACAAGAGGUUUAGCUAUCUUACCAUGUUUAUUGGUAGUUAGUUUUGCUGGUCGUGAAGGGUUAGCUAAAAUUUUAAAUGCAAGUCAAGUUGUAUUAGCCAUUCUUUUACCAGUUGUUAGUGCUCCAUUAAUUUUAUUUACUUGUUCUAAAGAAAUUAUGAGAGUUCCAAUUUAUGUUAAAGAUGGUGAUGAAAUGUUAUUUGAUGAAGAACAAAUUGAACAACAAGAAAAUGAUGCAUUUGGAAUCAUUAAACCAUCAUCAACCAGUACUAAUAAAUCUGAUUUACCUAUUGGUAAACGAUUUAAAAGUAGUGAAUCAGCCAUUAGACUUAAAGAUUUACGUAAUUCAAAUCCAUGUGUUGGAUGGGAUGAAGAUGAUGAAGAAAAUCAAAAUCUUAAUCAUAAUCAAAUUCAAGAACAACAAAAAUUAUUAAAUGAAGCCAUAACAUCAUCAAGUUCAACUAUUGCACCACCUCCUCCUCCACCUUUAACUGUCGCAUCUGAUGUUGACGAUGACGAUGAUGUUUAUAGAGUUAAAGGAUAUAAAGAUUUUAGUAAUGGACCAUUAACUGCUUUAAUUGCGAUUUUAAUUUGGGCUUUUAUUACCAUUUUAAAUCUUUAUUUAUUAGGUAGUAUGAUGUUAGGUUAUGAUGUACCAUUUUAAAUAAUAUAGAUAUAUAUAUAUAUAUAUAGCAUUCACUUUUUGACUUACAAAAAAUACACAUACAUUCAUUCAAUGCAUUAAAAGGUUUAAUUUUAAUAAUUUAUUUUUUUGUAUAUUAGAAAACUAAAUUCCUCGUUUUU